AUGAAUGGAUGUAAUGGCUUUAUUUCUCUCAAGUAUCAAGGCUAUCUCGAUCCACAAUACGUAUUAACUCACAAGUUAACGGAGAAGAGUGAUGUUUAUAAUCUUGGAAUCGUAUUUCUAGAACUAUUGACUGGAAUGCGUCCUAUAUUUCACAAUAGAAACAUUGUUAGUGAGGUUCUCUUAGCCUGUCAAGUUGGGAGGAUGUUCUCCAUCAUGGAUCGAAACAUGGGAUCCUACAUGAUUGAAUCCAUCAAAAGAUUUAUGGAUCUAGCAUUAAAGUGUUGUCAAGAAGAAACAAAUGCAAGACCUUCAAUGUUGGAGAUUGUGAGAGAGUUAGAGAAUAUAUGUUCAUUGCAAUGUGAAUCUGAUAGUAGCACUUUAGAAUUAAAAUCUACUUAUGUAGAAAUGGAAAAUUUCGGUUCAACAUCACUAGAUGUGAGAAACAACACAAGUGUAUUGUCUAAUUUCCUAGAUAUGGCCUUCGCAAAUUUUUUCGAUCUGUACAGCACUCAGGAAGAAGAAGAGGUUCCUUUGGUCCGAAGGAGGAAAUCGGCCAGGAAACACGACCGCGAGUCCAGCCAAGUACCUCCGGCCAAGAAGAAUCGAGCAACCGAUCCUCCAAAGGAUGGGCCCUCUGGCCAACCGUCUGCCCAAAAUUCUGCUCCUGCUGAGAAGGAAAUCCCUCCUCCGCAUGCUGCCACAAAUCCUUCACCUACGGCUCCAAACGAACAAGCCCAGCAAGCCGAUCUCCCAGGGGCCAAACUAGCAAGCCGCUCCCUGUGGUCAGCUAAGGAUCGCCUCACCCAUAUCCUUAAGCAUGACUGCUGUAGAGAGGCCAUGGCUGAAGGUGAAACCAUGGGGGUCAACCAGAUCCUCAACAGGGCCCUUAAUGAAGUGGCCAGUGCCAUGCUGACCAUGACUGCUGCUCGUGCCCGCGCGAGUGCAAGAAUCGAUCAGUCCCGAGUGAAGCUUACCGAGGAACUUCAAGCCGCAGAGGCUAGGCACGCUGGGGAGCUGGAGGUGAUGACCCAGCAGAAGGAUUCCUUGGCCGCGGAACUGGCAGAAAAGCAAGCCUCUCUGGAAAAUGUUAGAAAGCAGAGAGAUGAUUACCAAGAUGCUAGCUGA
Molecule: messenger RNA, 1125 nt
Organism: Humulus lupulus (European hop)
Lineage: Eukaryota; Viridiplantae; Streptophyta; Magnoliopsida; Rosales; Cannabaceae
Product: receptor-like kinase LIP2
Exons: 5
Coding region: 1-1125 (374 amino acids)
Biological process (GO): protein phosphorylation
Cellular component (GO): membrane
Molecular function (GO): protein kinase activity; ATP binding
Source: RefSeq, a predicted model, not a curated record